This is a messenger RNA of Prunus armeniaca (apricot), 1551 nucleotides long. The record is from the annotation of a GenBank genome assembly. NCBI's taxonomy places the organism in Eukaryota, Viridiplantae, Streptophyta, Magnoliopsida, Rosales, Rosaceae.
AUGACUAGCUUGGGAGGCCUAAUAGUCAUUCUUUCUAGCUUUCUGUGUCUGCUCCUUGUCUUAGCUUUCAUCAAGAUCCUCCACAAACUAUGGUGGACUCCGAUUCGCAUACAGAAGCUGAUGGCUUUGCAGGGGAUCAAAGGCCCUUCUUACAGAUUCAUCCAUGGAAACACCAAAGAAAUCUCCAACAUGAAAAAGGAAGUCAUGGGCAGGCCCCAACUUUUAUCACACGACAUACUUUCUGUAGUUCAACCUCACAUUCACUCGUGGACCAAGAUUUAUGGGAAGAAUUAUCUUCAAUGGCAUGGUUGUCGGGCUCAGUUGGUCAUUACAGAACCUGAGUUGUGCAAAGAGAUACUGAAUAACAAAGACAGAGCUUAUCAGAAAAGAGAGCCCACAAACAUUGCAAAGAAGCUAUUGGGAGAUGGCCUUGUGGUGACAACCGAAGCUGAAAAAUGGGCAAAACUGCGAAAGCUGGCCACCCAUGCCUUCCAUGGAGAGAGUUUAAAAAGUAUGAUUCCAGAAAUGGUAGCUAGUGCCGAAUCGAUGCUAGAAAGGUGGACAGUUUAUGAAGGAAAAGAGAUUGAGGUGUAUGAAGAGUUUAGAUUGUUCACAUCGGAAGUGAUUUCCAGAACAGCAUUUGGCAGCAGCUAUGUAGAGGGACAAGACAUUUUUGAGAUAUUGAUGAAGUUAGGCUUCCUAAUAUUUAAAAAUUUUCUCAAAGUCAGGGUUCCUGGAAUCAGCAAGUUUUUCAAAACCAGCGAUGAGAUUGAAUCAGAAAAACUUGAGAAAGGAAUUCACGCCUCCAUAAUAGAGAUGGUUAAGAAAAGAGAAAAGAAGACAAUGGCUGGAGAAAAGGACGGCUUUGGGAGUGAUUUUCUCGGAUUACUUUUGAAGGCUAAUCAUGAAGCCAAUGAGAACCAGAGGAUUUCGGUGCAGGAGAUAAUUGAUGAGUGCAAGACGUUUUACUUCGCCGGACAAGAAACCACUAAUACUUUGCUUGCUUGGACUGUCUUUCUUCUGGCACUCCAUACGGAUUGGCAAGAGGAAGCAAGAAAGGAGGUGCUACAAUUAUUUGGCAAACAAACUCCAAAUCUUGAUGGCAUUGGCAAACUGAAAACAAUGACUAUGAUCAUCAAUGAGACUCUGAGGUUAUAUCCGCCUGUUGUUGUCCUUGAGAGGGAAGCUGAAAGGGAAGUUAGGCUGGGAAACCUCAUUAUCCCUGCUACUGUUGAACUCGUCAUUCCAUGUUUAGCAUUUCACCAUGAGCCUGGACUCUGGGGACAAGACGUGCAUCUUUUCAAACCGGAGAGAUUCUCUGAAGGGGUUGCUAAAGCUACUAAGAAUAACAUAGCCACAUUCUUACCAUUUGGUAUGGGACCACGAAAUUGUGUGGGUUUGAACUUUGCAACCAAUGAAGUAAAGAUUGUUCUGUCAAUGAUUUUACAACGCUACUCUUUCACCCUCUCCCCGGCCUAUGUCCACUCUCCCUUUCGGCUUCUUACAGUUCGCCCUCAACAUGGACUUCAAGUAAUGCUACACUCACUGUGA